Messenger RNA from Didymodactylos carnosus, 533 nucleotides. NCBI's taxonomy places the organism in Eukaryota, Metazoa, Rotifera, Eurotatoria, Philodinida, Philodinidae. The record is from the annotation of a GenBank genome assembly.
GUGAAUAUUCAGUAAGAAUAGCACAUGCAUAUGUAGGACACAUUCAACAACAGUGGACAACAUAUAUUCAUCAUGACUUUUCAUCAAUAAUUAAAAUAAAAAAUAUUGUGUCCAGAUACAAGACAACCGACAAUCCAAAGAAACAUACUGUAUGGAUACGUUUUGGACAGAAUAAACUUGAUGAUAUUUCUUCAUACUGUACUUGCAAAAGUGGUUUGCGUAUUGCAGGUGGUACUUGUUCCCACGUAACCGCAGCUUUAAUUGCCUUAAAAUAUUGGAAAAAUAAUGAAAAACUACCAUCCUUUUAUACAAUAGCGGAGGCAUUAUUUAUCAAUGUUUUGGAUUGCACCGCAUAUAAACAGAGAAAUAAAAACAAACAAAUGUCAACAGAAGAUGAUGAAACAUUUAGUGACACCGAAAACCAAACAUCAAUAAGUGAUGUAUCAACAAAUGAAGAAUUAACAGAUGAAGAAUCAACUGAUGAACAAUCAACAGGAAACAAUAUUAAUAAAGAAGAUGCUAAUAAAAACUAA